Hippocampus comes (tiger tail seahorse) is the source of this 1228-nucleotide messenger RNA. Its product is annotated as C-C chemokine receptor type 9-like. Gene Ontology annotation, biological process: G protein-coupled receptor signaling pathway; calcium-mediated signaling; positive regulation of cytosolic calcium ion concentration. The transcript has a single exon. Gene Ontology annotation, cellular component: external side of plasma membrane; membrane. Gene Ontology annotation, molecular function: C-C chemokine receptor activity; C-C chemokine binding. Bases 123 to 1127 code for a protein of 334 amino acids. The record is from RefSeq and is a predicted model, not a curated record. NCBI's taxonomy places the organism in Eukaryota, Metazoa, Chordata, Actinopteri, Syngnathiformes, Syngnathidae.
CGCUGUCCGAUAGGUAAAAUCGUCAAGAAACGACUAGAACGCCCGCAAUUUCGUUUGUGUUUUAGCAGGACCCUUUUGAUUACUCGGGCGACUACGAUCUGGGCCCCACCCAGAUCACCGGCAUGUGCGACAGGAGCUGGGUCAGGCAGUUCCGAGGCUGGUACGAGCCCCCCCUCUUCUGGAUCAUCUUUGUGCUGGGCGCCGUGGGCAACCUGAUGGUGGUCUGGAUCUACACCACCGUGCGCAACCGCCUGAAGACCAUGACGGACGUCUACCUGCUCAACCUGGCCGUGGCCGACCUCCUCUUCCUGUGCACGCUGCCCUUCUGGGCCGCCGAUGCCAUUAAAGGUUGGGGGUUCGGCGGGGGUCUCUGCAAGACGGUGUCUGCCGUGUACAAGAUCAACUUCUUCAGCAGCACCUUCCUCCUGACGUGCAUCAGCGUGGACCGCUACAUCUCCAUCGUGCAGGUCACCAAGGCCCAGAACUGGAAGGAGAAGCGUCUGUUUUACAGUAAACUGGCCUGCGUGGCGGUGUGGCUGGUCUCCACUCUCUUCGCCCUGCCCGAGUUUCUUUUCGCCCACGUGAAGACAGACCUGAACGGGUCGUCCUUCUGCGUGCUGGUCUACUGGAACAACGCAAACAAUCGCACCAAGAUCCUGGUGCUCGCCCUGCAGAUCUGCGUGGGCUUCGUCCUUCCUGUCCUCAUCAUGAUCUUUUGCUACUCGGUCAUCAUCCGCACGCUUCUCCAGGCCAGGAGCUUCGAGAAGCACAAGGCCCUGCGCGUCAUCUUCAUCGUGGUUUUUGUGUUCCUGGCUUCGCAGCUGCCAUAUAACGGCCUCCUGAUGGUGGAGGCCUCGCAGGCCGCCAACGCCACCAUCACAGACUGCGGCGUGGUCAAGCGCUUCGACGUGGCCGGACAGGUGGCCAAGAGCCUGGCUUACAUUCAUGCUUGCCUCAACCCCUUCUUGUACGUCUUUGUCGGGGUGCGCUUCAGGCAGGACCUGAUGAAGUUGUUGCGGUCGUGCACCCGAGGACCCGGCAGAGGCGGGAUCGCCAAAUUCCAGGCGGUUCCCAAGCGGCCAUCGGUUGGGACGGACACGGAAACCACACCGGCUCUUUCAUUAUGAACAUUAUCAUCCAUCAUUUUUCUGGAGGAUUGUCUGUAUGUCCUCACUAGCGUCACAGUUGAGGUGGAGCCGAGCCAGCCCACAAAGGCGGUUGUGCACGG